Molecule: messenger RNA, 2508 nt
Organism: Pistacia vera
Lineage: Eukaryota; Viridiplantae; Streptophyta; Magnoliopsida; Sapindales; Anacardiaceae
Product: PHD finger protein EHD3
Exons: 7
Coding region: 114-1868 (584 amino acids)
Source: RefSeq, a predicted model, not a curated record
GAUAAGACUUGAAGAGCCAAGACAUCUGACAUAAACAAAACUCUUUAGUUUCGAUUUUUUGGGCUCUAAGAAAUUCAUUAACUCAGGUGAAUACAACUUUUAAUUUCUCUUUGAUGAUGGGCUGUGAAGAGGGAACAUGCAAUGGUGAUACAGAGUUCUUGAAAAGAGGAAGGGGGAUUAAUGGGAUUGAAGUUGGAAGGGUGCAUGAUUUCGGUGAAGGGAGCUCAGUUGCAAGGGAGGGUUUUCGGACCUACAAGAGGCGGAAGCAUGUAAGGUCAACAGAAGAAGCCAAAUUUUUGGAGGAUUCCUUUAGAAUUCAGAGGAGAAACAGAAAUGCUGUACUGUCUCAGAUGCUUGGGUCAUUCAAAGGUGUGGGUGGUAUAGAACAGUGUAUUCACGAAGCAUCUUUGUUUGAUCCAGAAAUUGUUUGUACGACAGUUAAGGGAUCUGAUAGUCAUGGUCAAGAUAGGAACAAAUGCUCACAAACAGGGAUUACUAAUGGAUGUCAGUAUUCAGCUAAAGGUCAUGUGGGUGUUGUCUCUGAUGGCCCUUUAAAUGCAUCUGAUCCUUGUAUCAUCACUAAUAUGUGUCGGCGUGCUUUCUUUGAUAUUCUAAUUUCUGAAAAGUUCAGCUUAUUAUGUAAGCUACUCCAGGAAAAUUUUGAAGGAUUCAAGUAUGACAGAUUUAUCGACUUUAGUGUGAUUCACACAAGGAUGAAAGAAGGAACUUAUGAAAGUUCACCUACGCGUUUCGUUGAUGAUAUUCAACAGGUUUGGAUCAAGUUUCAAGAGAUUGGUGCUGAAAUGAUUUCUCUUGCAAAGAGCGUUGCAGAAUUUUCAAGGACUUCCUGGAAUGAGCAUGUUGGAGGCCCAGUACAGUCUAAGUAUGAAGAAGAGAAAAUUGAGCAGUUGUUUACUGGGGAAUCCAACUCUGAUGCUAAAAUGGCACGACCAGAAGCAUGUAGUGUGAAUAAGGUUUGCACUUGCAGGCGCUGUGAGGAGAAGGCUGAUGGGAAGGAUUGUUUAGUUUGCGAUUCAUGUGAAGAAAUGUACCAUGUCUCCUGUAUCGAGCCAGCUGUUAAAGAGAUUCCUCCAAAAAGUUGGUAUUGUGGUAGCUGCACUGCAAAGGGAAUUGGAUCGCCUCAUGAGAACUGUGUAGUGUGUGAGAGGCUGAAUGCCCCCAGGAACCAAGGUAUUCAAGUUGGAGAUGGGACCAGUCCAGCGAAUGAAACAUUUAUUGAUUUUGAAGGUAACUCAAACUGUAGUACAGACGAAAUCCAAGAAUCUAAAGAGAAAAGAUACCUGAUGUACCCUUGUGGAAUUUGUGGAGUUAGGGUAGCAUCGUGUGAUGAGUUUCAAUACUGUGACCACGAUUACUGCCCCUAUAAGCUUUAUCAUAAUAGGUGUUUAACGCCAAAGCAGUCAAAAUCGUAUGGGUCCCGUUGGCUCUGCCCUUCGUGUCUAUGUAGAGGCUGCUUUACUGAUAAAGAUGAUGACAAAAUUGUUAUAUGUGAAACUUGUGAUCAUGCAUACCAUAUCUAUUGUAUGGAACCACCACGCAGUUCAAUUCCUAAGCGUGGAUGGUUUUGCAGAAAAUGUGAAGCAGGACUCAAAGAAAUACGCAGGGUAAAGGAGGUAUAUGAAAAUAAAAAGAAAAAGAAAGGAGACAAGGGUAUAAAGGCAUAUGAAAAUGGACAGAAAAAGAAAAGCAGAGAGGGUAUAUCAUCAUACGAAAAUCUUGAAAAGGAACUGAUUGCGAAAAGUGAGGAGGAAUCAGAUGGAGGUAGAGGUGGAAUGGACAUGCUUUUAAAUGCAGCUAAGACCUUAAAUUUUCAAGAGAACUUGGCUGCGAAGAAGACUUUGAAGUGAAGAACAACCUUAAGAGGGGAUAAGAUCUAAAUUUGAUGGCUUUUGUGAAAAUGAUUUUGUUUUUUUUAAUGAUGUUUCUCCUGAUAUAAGGAAUUUCUUUUUUGCCAUAUUGUUUGGGGAAACUAAUAUUUUGGUAGGUUAACAAUGUUAGAUUUUGCUGACUUUAUGAUACAUGACUGCUGGGCUAGACAUGAAUAUGGUGGCUGUAUAUUGGUGGUUGGCAGUGUGUAAGAGAUGACAUUAUGUAGUCUUUGGUUCCUGCCCAAGUGAAUUUUCUGGGAACCUUUGGGUUUUGAUUGGCGGAAAGGUUUCAUUUAACAUCGACUGCGCUCUGUUUGCACAUUUUGUACUAUGUGGUACAUAUUCUGGGAUGGGUAGCAGAAGCUUAAUGUUUUCUCACCUCAGUUGUGUUGUAAAAUGAAGAGAACUUUGAACAAAAAGUUUUACAAUGAAAAUGUGAAGGAUAUUCUUUUCUUGUUAUAAUCUGUGUUAUGUAUUUGGAUUAUAGUUAUCUGCAGUAUUUUAUUAGGGGUAACGUUACCUUUGAUAAUGAUCAGUAUAGUAGAUCAUUUCAAUGGUUAACAUGGUAGGUAACGUUAUCUCAAACAAAACUUUCCUCUUGCUUAUUUGGGAAUUUUCU